Molecule: messenger RNA, 1913 nt
Organism: Pseudopipra pipra
Lineage: Eukaryota; Metazoa; Chordata; Aves; Passeriformes; Pipridae
Product: interleukin-9 receptor-like
Exons: 8
Coding region: 5-1444 (479 amino acids)
Biological process (GO): cytokine-mediated signaling pathway
Cellular component (GO): membrane; external side of plasma membrane
Molecular function (GO): cytokine receptor activity; protein binding
Source: RefSeq, a predicted model, not a curated record
UGGAAUGGGAAGAGUUGUGUGGCAGCUGGGCCUCUGGCUGUGUAUUACUGCUGUGCUGCUCUUUGGUGGAGGAAGAGGGAGAGAGCUCUGUGGCAGCCUGAGCUGCCUGAAUAACUACAUAACUACCGUGAACUGCACAUGGGCGACGGAGAAGCCCGUGGGCGAUGGACCUUUCCACCUGCAUUUCACCAACCUCUGGUCAAAGGGCCACAACGCCAGCUGCAAACUGACUGCCACAGAGAGCAUGCAGAAUCAGUACCACUGCACAAUUCAUUUAGCCAGCCAGAUCUUGGAAACAGAUGGUUAUAGAGUCUCUCUCCAAGGAAACUUCUUUGGACGUAAUCACAAAUACAUUACCUUUCCAGUGUACAAUCCCCGCAAGCACAUAAAACUUGAUCCACCUUUGAACCUCCAGAGCAAUGCCACUGCCAGCAAGUGUCAGAUAUGGUGGAGUGUGUGGAAUGUGCCUUGGUACCUCGUUGAAAUUCUCCAAUAUGAAUUGCAGUAUAAGGAGUACAGCAUGUCCUGGGAGAUUGCAUUGAACAAGACACCAUCCAGUUCACUGCCACAGAUAGAAAUUGAAGCAACAGAGCUUCGCAGUGGCAUUGCUUACAUUGCAAGAGUUCGCUGCAAAAUUUCUGAAAAUGAGAAUUCCUACCACAGUCAGUGGAGUGAGUGGAGCCAGACAACGGUGUUUCAAAAAACAGAUGUACCAAAACUGUCUGAGAAGAUCUUAAAUACCACUAUGCAGCUCUUGUUCAUUCCUCUGAGUUUGGGCACUCUACUCUAUUUAUUCUGGAACUGCAAACUUUCUUCAAGGGCAAAAAGUCUCACCUGCUUUAACAUUCCCACGCCAGCUGCUUUCUUUCAGCCACUCUAUAGUUUGCACAAUGGGAAUUUCAAGGACUGGGUUGGACCUAAUGAGGUUUGUAGCCAAUUUGGAAGAGAAGAGGCCAGCAACUCAAGCAAAGUGACUGCAGAUAGAGUUUCUGAUCUAAACACCCAGGAACUGAUUUCCCAGAUCUCCUGGAAACCUCAGGAAAGCACAAAUCUGGUUGCUGCAGAAGAAAACUUUGUAUUUGCCCCAGGUUCAAGCCAGCAAUAUGUCCCCAGUAGGUAUAUAAGAGCUGAAGAGAUAGAAGUGAGGCCAGGACUAUUGUUUGCACUGAACCAUGCUGAUGACACAGCUGGCCUGAAAAUCUCUGAAAUAAUUAAAGACAAUUCUGAGAGCCCUAGCAUGGGAAGGAAUUAUUCCUCUUAUUCACAGCAUGGAAAGGGUGACUUUCUUAUGCUUCAGGAAUCUUUGGAGAUAGAAGAUGUGUCCUUCAGUGGCAGUGACUAUUGUACCUUGUGUGACAAUGAUACCACAGGAGGUCUGAUUCCUGCUGAACCACUGAAGCUCUCCGAUGGCAAUAGUCUUGUCAAACAUCAGAAUGAUCAGUGACCUUCCCUGAGGAAUACUGCCUACAAAGAUUCUGGUGCUCUUCUCUCACCUCCCAACAUUGUCUUCCUAAGUGGCUUAAAUGGUGACUGUGCAGACAAUUGCAAACUUGUAUAAUUUUAAAAUAAAUCUUCAAUUCCUGUACUUCAGAACAAGAUUGUGACCAAGUCCUCUGGCUAGCAAAUACUACCCCUACAGGCAUGGCAAAGCCCAACUCCAGCAACAUCUGUUGUCUCAGAGAUACAUUACCAUGCCCUUCCCUGAAUUAACCUCCUGCCAGCAGAGGUCCAGUAACCGCCGGUCUAAGGAGGCAGCAGCAGACCCGCUGUUUUUCCUCAGGAAGAGCUAUUGGAAUUGUGUGCCUCUUGGAAGCAGCAAUAUUUGCAAUGUGAUGAACCAUGAUUUAAACUCCAUAAUUUUUUUAAGCUAUGCAUAAUUCUUCAUAAAAUCACAAUAAACGAUUUUCGCUAAA